Messenger RNA from Zootermopsis nevadensis, 2300 nucleotides. RefSeq names its product Tubulin tyrosine ligase-like 12 (gene TTLL12). Gene Ontology annotation, biological process: protein modification process. Gene Ontology annotation, cellular component: cytoplasm. The record is from RefSeq and is a predicted model, not a curated record. Lineage: Eukaryota; Metazoa; Arthropoda; Insecta; Blattodea; Termopsidae.
UUAAUGUAUCCUAUAGAAAAGUAUAUUUAAAACUGUUUCAAAUAUGAUUUUAUAUUAUUUCAUAUUUAAUUAUGACUGACGCAAGUAGAACUUGAAAAUAUGGAAGGCGGUGCAUAUGUAAACACGUGUGUUGAUCGUAUAGUACAGCAGCAUUUAAGUAUUGUCAGUAAUCUGUAAUGAAUUAUAGCUCUUGCAUUGGAAACUCAUCACCAUAUAAAUGUUCAUAAUGGAUUCACAGAAAGAUGGUAUAACCAUUUUCUCGAAUUUUGUUGCCCACCAUCGUGGUCAGUUGGAAUCAUCAGGUGUUCCUGAGCACUUUUGGGAAGUUUUGUGUAAGAAGCUGAAUGAACAAGUAUUUGAUGCAGGAAAUACAUUUAAACUAUUGAAAACUGAAUAUGAAACAGAAUCGGUCAAACCAUCAUGGCAAGUUGUAGUUUCUCGAGAGGAAGGUGUAGAAGUGAAAGACGCAAGUCAAAUAUAUUUAAUAGAUCAUGCUUGGACUUUCCAAGUUUCUGAAGCAAAAAGACAUUUAAAGACCAUCAGUGGUCUUCUUGAAAGGAUGAAAGGUCUGAUGGGUAUUGAAGAUGACAUUGCUGAUGAUGAAGCAGUAGACUAUGUUCUCAAUGAAAUGUGGAAAUUCAACCAAACAUAUACUGUUGGAUCAGUGUCAAAUGCAGAAGAGAGAAUUCCUGUGUGGUAUAUAAUGGAUGAAUUCGGGUCAGCAAUUCAACAUUCCAAUGAACCAACUUUCAGAGCUGUACCAUUUAUUCAAAUGCCACAGCAGGUGCCAUACACCCUCCUUUUCCCUGUUAAGGAUGUGGCCACAGGUGAAGAAGUUACGAGGGAUUAUGUGGAAGGACCUAUAACACACCCUUCUUUUAGAGAUGCAUUAUUGUUGCCUUGGUUUCCAAAGUCAUUUGUAUUAGAAGAUUUCAGGCAAGAAGAACCGGAUGAAGAAUAUUUUUUGGAAGGACAUGUAAUUGAAUCUCUGCCAGAUCUAGAUGGUGAUCAUACCUUUAAACAAGAGCACAAAGCAAAGCUUAAAGUAUAUUCAGAAUAUAGUUUUGUGAACAAGUAUCUUAAGCAUCCUAAAUUUGAGAUCACAUAUGUAGAGGAAGAUGCAGACAUUCUUUGGUACAUACAUCAUUUCAAAGAUUACAGAGAAUUGAGAGAAAGAAAGUCAUCUGCUUUUGUAAAUCAGUUUCCGUUUGAAAAUGUGAUCACCAUAAAAGAUCUAAUUUGCAUUGUCAGCCGACGGACUUCAAAUGAUAUUGAAGAUAGUGACUCGGAAACACUAGAAACAAAGCCUUUGUGGUUGCCAACAACAUAUAACCUCAAGACUGAGCUCCUGAAAUUUGUUAGUUAUUACCAACAUCGCCAAGGAAAAGGUUUAGAUAACCACUGGAUCUGCAAACCAUGGAAUUUGGCCCGAGGUAUAGACACGCACAUUACAAAUAAUUUGAAUCAUAUUUUGAGAUUGCCAUUUACAGGCCCUAAAAUAGCUCAGAAGUACAUUGAGGACCCAGUACUUUUUAGUAGAGCAGACUGUGGAGAUGUGAAAUUUGAUAUUAGGUAUGUUAUUCUUCUCAAAAGUGUGAAACCAUUGGUAGCAUAUGCUUACAGGAAUUUCUUCCUUCGUUUCUCCAACAAGCCAUUUGAACUUUCCGACUUUGAAGAUUACGAGAAGCACUUCACAGUCAUGAACUAUAGUGAUAGUGCUUUACUGUAUCGUAAAUUGUGCCACGAGUUUGUAGACGAGUUUCAGCAUCAGUACCCAGCACACAAAUGGGAUGAUGUUGAAGCAAGUAUCUUUAAAAUGUUGCAUGAGCUGUUGGUGGCUGCAACAAGCAGAAAUCCUCCCAUUGGAGUAGCACACAACACACAGUCACGUGCCCUAUAUGCAGCUGACAUCAUGCUAGCCUGGCGGAUGAACAGUAAAGGGCGCUUAGUUAUGCAACCCAAAUUGUUGGAAGUUAACUGGGCCCCUGACUGUCAAAGAGCAUGUGAAUAUUAUCCAGAUUUCUAUGAUGAUGUAUUUGGUAUACUUUUCAUGGAUGAAGAAAAGGAUGUAUUCAAAUUGCUGUAAUGAAUCGUCUCUAAGAUACAGGCGUGUACAUUAACUAAUGUCUUUUAUGAUUUUCAGCUUAGUCUCUGGCAAAUACAAAACUGUUUUCUUUGUUGUGGGUAUUUAGUUUCUGAAUCAUUCUUAACUUUAUUACCAAAAUAUGUAGUAGGAUAAGUAAUGAUGUUUGUAAUUGUAACAUGCCACUGUUUAUAAUAAAUGGGAUGACAGCCUGAAA